GAGGAGGGCAGAGGUGGGAGCGAAAAUAUCCGAAGAGAGAGCUCGCGGAAAUGGCGGCGAUGGUGGGGGCGCCGCUCGCCGUGGCCGCGGCCGCCGCCGCGCCAGGGGCGCGAGUGUUCCUGGCACGGCCGCUCCUCCGCCGCUCGCCGCGGGGCGUCGCCUGCGCCCUUCGCCGGAGGCCCUCCAAGUACAAGAAUAAAAUCCAGAAUGAGGAGGUUGUAGUAGAGGAUGAUAUUGGCGGUGGUGGUGAAGACGAUGACGACGCGCUGGAAGCACUUUUUAAGCAGUUGGAAGAAGAUCUCAAGAAUGAUGAUUUGUCUGUUGAGGAUGAUGACGAUGGAAUUUCAGAAGAAGAUAUGGCAAGAUUUGAGCAGGAGUUGGCAGAGGCAAUCGGGGAUAUUGCUGAUGCUGAUGAAUCUGGAGAGGGUUCGUCAUUAGGCUCUGAGGCUUAUGGGAAUGAUGAAAAAACGGAUGAAAUCAAACGGCCAGAGCUGAAAAACUGGCAACUUAAGAGGCUGGCUCGUGCUCUCAAAAUAGGUCGCCGUAAAACUAGUAUAAAGAAUCUUGCAGGGGAACUAGGCCUGGAUAGGACUUUGGUCAUUGAAUUGCUCCGAAAUCCACCUCCAAAACUUCUAUUCAUGUCUGAUUCUUUGCCUGAUGAAGACCCUUCUAAACCUGAAAUCAAGGAAAUAGAGCCCUCUCCAGUAGUUGAUAACGCUGAUGUCACUGAAACCAAGCCACAGACGGAACUUCCUGUUCAUGUCAUGUGCGCAGAAUGGUCUUCACAGAAAAGAUUAAAAAAGGUGCAACUGGAGACAUUAGAAAGAGUCUACUCCCGAACCAAACGCCCUACAAAUACAAUGAUCAGCAGCAUAGUUCAAGUGACAAGCCUUCCACGGAAGACCAUUGUUAAGUGGUUUGAGGAUAGAAGGGAACAGGAUGGGGUACCUGACCAUCGAGUUGCAUUCAAGAGAUCCCUAUCUGAGACCAUAGCUAGUUGAUAAUUACUUCAAAUUAGCAUGUAUGAUGGUUUCCUCUUUGAACUAUUUGCAAAUUCUAAAUUUGAAUUUUUGAAGUAGAAGAAUUUCUGCAAGCCCAAUAUGGAGUAUGUUUUAUAUUAGUACUCCCAUAUCAACCAAUGUGACAGGUACAACUCUUAAUUGCCACUUUGAUAAUUUUAUUUGUUGCACUCUGGACCACCAUUUUGACUAUUAGCUUCAGUGAAAGUCGGCUUGGGUUCUGUUGACCA
Molecule: messenger RNA, 1249 nt
Organism: Oryza sativa Japonica Group (Japanese rice)
Lineage: Eukaryota; Viridiplantae; Streptophyta; Magnoliopsida; Poales; Poaceae
Product: protein OVEREXPRESSOR OF CATIONIC PEROXIDASE 3
Biological process (GO): regulation of transcription by RNA polymerase II
Cellular component (GO): nucleus
Molecular function (GO): DNA-binding transcription factor activity, RNA polymerase II-specific; DNA binding
Source: RefSeq, a predicted model, not a curated record